Molecule: messenger RNA, 1917 nt
Organism: Sphaeramia orbicularis (orbiculate cardinalfish)
Lineage: Eukaryota; Metazoa; Chordata; Actinopteri; Kurtiformes; Apogonidae
Gene: gcnt3
Product: glucosaminyl (N-acetyl) transferase 3, mucin type
Exons: 1
Coding region: 43-1326 (427 amino acids)
Cellular component (GO): membrane
Molecular function (GO): acetylglucosaminyltransferase activity
Source: RefSeq, a predicted model, not a curated record
CACACAACUCUGUGCUGUAGGCUGAGGAGCUCAACCAAGAAAAUGCAUUUUGCCAAAUUUUUCAAAUGCCAGAUGCUGUUGAGGACAUUGUCUGUGAUCCUUAUUGGUAUGUUGUUUUCUUUUAUCUUUUGGAAAAAUGAAAUCAAGAGCCUGUCUUUAUUUCAUGUCAGAAUACCAAAGCAGCACUCGGCUGACCUACCAGGCUGCUUGGCAAUUAUUAAUGGAGACAUAGGGGGAAAGAAACAUGAACUGGAAGAACUUCUGGCAUCAAGGAGAAGACGUAGUUUAUUACCUGAGGAGUUCUACUUAAAUUCAACACAGGACUGUCAAGCCUACAUUGACCAGAGGGGUUUCUACACUGUUCCCCUCAGUAAGGAGGAAGAAGAGUUUCCCAUCGCCUACUCCAUGGUGAUUCAUGAAAAGAUUGAAAUGUUUGAGCGUCUUCUCCGAGCUGUUUAUGCUCCUCAGAACAUCUACUGCAUUCAUGUGGACCAGAAAACCAGUAAAGACUUUCAGGAGGCUGUAGAGGGGAUUGUGUCCUGUUUUCCUAAUGUGUUUGUGGCCAGUAAGUUAGAAAGUGUCGUAUAUGCCUCAUGGUCUCGUGUUCAGGCAGAUCUGAACUGCAUGAAAGACUUGCUGAAGUCACAUGUCCAGUGGAAGUACCUGCUCAACACAUGUGGGACAGACUUUCCCAUCAAAACCAAUGGAGAGAUGGUUACAGCCUUAAAGGCCCUAAAGGGGAAAAACAGCAUGGAGACUGAGAUCACCAAUAACUACAAAAAAGGCCGCUGGCAGUAUCGUCACAAUAUCACAGACACUGUCGUCCGGACAGAGGAGAAGAAACCCCCCCCUCCCAUUAACACGCCAAUGUUUAUGGGAAAUGCCUACUUUGUGGUUACAAGAGACUUUGUCAGACAUGUGAUAGAGGACACAGAGGUUCGGAAACUGCUGGAGUGGGAGGAGGACACAUACAGCCCUGAUGAGCACCUGUGGGCAACUUUACAGAGGAUGCCCUCUGUUCCUGGAUCUGUGCCCACAAACAUCAAGUAUGAUACAUCAGACAUGAAUGCCAUUGCUCGUUUGGUGAAGUGGGCCUAUUUAGCUGGAGACAUGAAAAAUGGAGCUCCAUACUCCCCAUGCACCGGAGCUUACAGAAGAGCAGUUUGUGUCUACGGGGCUGGUGACCUCCCUUGGGUUCUGAGACAACAUCAUCUGUUUGCAAAUAAGUUUGAUCCAGAGAUUGAUGAUAUUGCCAUUAGAUGUCUGGAGUCAGUCCUGCGUGUCAAAGCUUUAGGCUAUGACCCACUGUCAGAAAAACAAGAAUAAUGAAGUGGAUUGUUUGUAAUCAUAGGUUCCUACUCAAAGUAUGUAUAAAAAAUAUAUAUCAAAACAUGGAAACAACUAUUUAACCCCUUUAAACCUAUUUAUAUUAUUGUAAAUAUGUUUUGUAUAUGGAAAUGUAAAUAAAUUUAGCAAAAGAUAUACAGAGACAGAUAUUUUAUAUAUGAGAUAUAAAAAUGUAAUGGAGCUGUGAAAUGGACAAUGAUAAUGUACCUUUUUUAUGAUUUACACAAAGAAAAUCUGGAAAUAGUGCCACCUAGUGGAGUUAAAGGGAUCAAACAGUGGUACUUCAUUUCCAAACUCUUAUUUCAGUAAUAUCAAACAUGUUUUCCAUUGUAUACUUUGUCUUAUUACCUCCGCCAAGGAGGUUAUGUUUUUGCCAGCACUUGUUUGUUUGUCUGUCUGUCCGUGUGCAAGAUAACUCAAAAGUUAUGGACGGAUUUGGGUGAAAAUUUCAGGAAAUGUUAAUACUGGUACAAGGAACAAGGAACUGUUCUGCCUUGGCGGAGGUCUGCACUCUCAGUGUUUUUCUAGUUACUGUUUAUAUUUUGACUACAUUUAAUAAAAAAGUAUCUA